CUUAAAACAAAAUUAAAUUAAAUAAUUUCAUUAUAGUAAACCAAUUUACCCGUAAAUUAUUUAAAAAAUAAUUUUUAAAAUUCAAGUGCGCGAUAUUUAAAUAUUACCCGAACUUAUAAUAAUUUAAAAAACACCCGCCACGUUUAAAAUCUCUUGUCAUUGUCCGUAAUUAAAAAUCCACAUACUCUGUCUCCUUUCAUUGCUUAUGUUUGUAUACCUAUUGGACAUACGCUCUUUUGGAGGUUUCUAGAAGUGAGAAGGAAAGAAGAACGACGACACUGAAUACAUACUAAUAAAAAAAAGAAAAAAAAUACUGUACUAUACCAGACAAGUGAACUAUACAAUCACCAUCAUCAACAUCAUCAAUAUCAUCAGCAGUAGAAGCUAAGGCAGUAACUUGAGCAACCAAAUCACCACCAUCGUCGUGUUGUGUUAUAUUACUGAUUAAAAAUUAAAUUAAUACACUUGGAUACUUAAAAUUAUUUUUUAAAAAUAAUAUACACCCGUGCCAAGACUUGCAACCCGGGUUCAGCGCGGGCAUUAUUUAUCGUAAGAGUCUUAUAAUAAACUGAAAAAAUGGCAGCAUUGCCAAGAAGAAUCAUCAAAGAAACACAAAGACUGAUGCAGGAGCCCGUUCCCGGCAUCAGUGCGGUACCAGAUGAAACCAACGCAAGAUAUUUCCAUGUUAUUGUAACUGGACCAGAAGAUUCGCCAUUUGAAGGGGGAUUAUUUAAACUAGAGUUGUUUUUACCAGAAGAUUACCCGAUGAGUGCACCCAAAGUCAGGUUUAUCACUAAAAUUUAUCAUCCUAAUAUUGACAGGCUCGGCAGGAUUUGCUUAGACAUACUCAAAGACAAAUGGAGUCCAGCUCUACAAAUAAGGACAGUCUUGCUUUCUAUACAGGCACUAUUGAGUGCACCGAAUCCGGAUGAUCCACUAGCAAAUGAUGUUGCCGAACUGUGGAAAGUUAACGAAAGUGAAGCGAUUCGAAAUGCCAAAGAGUGGACACGUAGAUACGCUAUGGAAAAUUGAUCUCAGCCUUGUCGUUAUUAUCCACCAUUAAACGUGUUGUUGUUGUUGUUGUUAUUGUCACCGUCAACAAGUCCGACAAUUAUCAGCGACUUAAAAUAAAUAUUUUCCUGGCACACUGGUCUUGUACCGCACUCACCAUCCGUGUCCACUAUUUUGCUAUGCAAAUAAAGAUAAAUUUUUUUAAAGACAAAGAGUAAAACAAUAAACAAUACAUUAUAUAAUAAUAAUAUUAAUAAUAAUAAUAAUAAUAAUAAAAACAAAUUUAACUAAAGAAGCUGAAGUAACAAAUAAUUAAACGCUGUAAUUUAUCGACAGCAAGUGAUGGUUUUGAAAAUUAUUUUGAAAUUAACAGUUUGUCUUUUUUCUCUCGAGUCCCCCGUUUUUUUAGUAGAUGAUGUAUAGACUAACAAUUAAUAAGCAGCCGGAAAAAAAUUGUGCUCUUUAAAUUAUUUGUAAACAAAAAUAAUUUGAUGGAAUGCAAGCUGAUGGUGAUGUAAUACUUUCAUUUAUCGACUUGCAUUGCUGAUAAAUGUAUCAAGUGCUUUCGUAUUAUUACAUUUCUUUCUUAAAUUUUUAGUAAUUUAAUCAAAGUAUAAAUUAUAAAGAUAAUUAAAUUAACAAACAAAAAAAACGAAUGCUUGACACGUGUUUUUCUUUUAAAUUUAUUAUUAGAGAAGCACUCCAUUGAAGCACGUUUUUUUUAAACAGAUUUAACACUAUUAUGCUUAACGUAUAAUUAAAUUAAUGACUAAAGAAGAUUAAUAAUAAUUAUUAUUAUUUAUAAUAACAGCGACAAUUAUAUAGUAAUUUGAUUGUGGGUAAAAGACGCAAUUAGUCUUAUUUUUAAAAUUAAAAAUAAAGAAAAUUUGUCUUGAUAAAAACUCACGAUCAUGAUGGCUGGAUUUAAGACGAGUUAAAUUGAUAUUAAAUGCAUUUGGUCAUCGGGCCAUAGAUUCCAGGUGUACAGUAUUAAGGAUUUUAAACAAGAGAAAAUAAAUGAUAAACUCAGUUGUGCUUAUUAUUAAUAAUGUACCCAGGUCUUGAAAAAAAAAAAAAAAAAAAAAAAAUCAAUUCAAUAACAAUGUGGAUAAAUAAUAUUUGAAUUUUUUUCUUCCGGUUUGUGAUAAAUCCGUGCUUUCACAUCUCCUGUCCUUUUUAUUGUACAUAGAAUUAAUUUAAAAUAUAUAAUAAUAAUUAUAGUCGCGACAAGUUUUCUUGUUUUUCUUUGCAUUUAAAAAGUAAUGUCGCAAAGUAAAGUUAAAUAAUAAAUAAUUAUUGGAUCGAUUGCUUGUCGGAAAAAGAUAAGAUGACGUUCGCAUUUAUCUUAAAUACUCAAAGACGUCUGAUGAAUUGAUUGAUUGAUUGAAUGUUGCUUUAAAAAUAUGUAAACUCAUCGUAUUUUAUAAAUAAAAAAAUUGAGUAAUUAAUAAAAUAAAAUAAAUAAAAGGUUAAAUAAAUGAUUGAAUUUAAUGAGCGAGUUUAAAUAAUAUUUGAUUAAAUAAUUCAUGUAAUCUUUUAGUGACUGUUUUUUUUUCUUAUUUUUCAUUUUUUUGAAUUCAAAAUUACAGUUUAUUGUUAUCUUUGUGUGGACUAGUAUAAUAAUAAUUAUUACCAUAUACACAUUCAAUAGCUCACUGAUAAUUUAACUUAUAAUAAUAUUACUCACAAACAUUGAUAAAGAUAGUCGUGAUGAUUUUUAAAAUUUAUUAUUUAUUUAUUGUUUAGUUUUUUAAAUUUUAUUGUAGCGUGCGUUUCACGACUUAAAGCUACAACGCAAGCCCUAGCAUGGUAAUAAGAUUAUUAUAAAUUAACGCGCGGGCUUUGUUUUAUAUCCAUUAUCUUUCUCUCAUUUAAAUUAUAUAACUUACUCUUGCUCAUAUUUAUAUUUUAUUACUUUUUAUUUUUAUUUUUAAAUUCUUAAACAUAACAUGACACUGAAAAUUCAUUUGGAUCAAUCAGUAAUUAAUAUCCAAAUGAAUUUAAAUACAAUUCCCAAUCAACUCGCGUUAUAAAUAAAAUCGCAAGUUAUUUAAUUUCUUUUUUUAAAACAACUUUACAUAAAUAUUUAAUUAAAUUACAAAUAUCGCAUUUUAUUUUUUAUUAUGCAUCUUUUUUAACUUUUUAAAUUUAAUUAUUUCGCUUCAAUUACUUUGCUUUCUAUAUAGAAAUUAUUAACAGCCGACGUUGAUUUUAUUAUUUUUUUAUCAAUUAUUAUUAUUAUUAUUAUUAUUAUUAUUAUUAUUAUUAUUAUAUUAUAUUAUUUGUUUUAUUUUCUGUCAUUCUAAAUAAUAAAUGGAGAGGUGAGUAUUGGCGCCAAGUUUAAAAUCACUUUACCACCGAUAUUCAUCUGCCGCCAUUUAACAUGAUGUCGUAAAAAAAUUCUUUUACAUAUAUAUCUCUGCUCUUCUUUCAUUUAUUUUCUUUACUAAUAAUUAUCAAUAAUAUAUAUAUAUUAUUAUUAUUAUUAUUAACUUUAUAUAUUUCACACAAAAUUAAAUAAAACGAGCACUGUAAUUUUAAGUGCGUACAUGACUCGUGAUAGAAAAAAAAUGUAAUUGUAAAAAUAUUAAUUGAGAGAAGAAAUGAUAAAAUUAAUAAUUAAUAAUUAAUAAUAGACAUUGCAAACAUACAAAAGAUACUUAAAAAAUAUAACAGCAUGAUGAGCUGAGCUCAGUUACAAUUUUGUUUUUUAAAUUUUUUUAUUCAAGCAGGUCGCGAUGCAAUCGGAAAUUAUAUAACGAAUAAACAUCUCGAUAACGUCACGAGUUUUAUUAUUCAUCGUUAUUAAUUUAUUAUUAAUAAACAUUAUGGCAUCCA
Molecule: messenger RNA, 3849 nt
Organism: Microplitis demolitor
Lineage: Eukaryota; Metazoa; Arthropoda; Insecta; Hymenoptera; Braconidae
Product: ubiquitin-conjugating enzyme E2 N
Exons: 4
Coding region: 577-1032 (151 amino acids)
Source: RefSeq, a predicted model, not a curated record